This is a messenger RNA of Psilocybe cubensis, 1107 nucleotides long. RefSeq lists its product as uncharacterized. NCBI's taxonomy places the organism in Eukaryota, Fungi, Basidiomycota, Agaricomycetes, Agaricales, Agrocybaceae. The record is from RefSeq and is a predicted model, not a curated record. The transcript has 3 exons. Gene Ontology annotation, molecular function: protein binding. The coding region runs from base 1 to 1107 and encodes 368 amino acids.
AUGUCUCAAGCACAACCCUCCACCCCGAACGAUUCCCCUGAACGCACUGCAAAACGAGCUCGGGUGGAUUCGAAACCAGGAGACUUCGACCAAUCCUCAAAUGCCACAAACAAGGGAAAUCAUUCGGACAGAUUCUGGUUCGACGAUGGGAAUGUUGUGCUUCAAGUCGAAAGCACUCUAUUUCGGGUGCAUCGCGGUGUACUCGCACGUCACUCGCCGGUAUUUCGCGAUAUGUUUAAGCUCCCGCAACCGCCACUUAGCCAGGAGGAAAUGGUUGACGGAUGUCCCUCUGUUGAAUUGCCUGGGGAUAGAAGAGGUGAUUGGGUUAAUAUCUUCACUUUGAUCUAUGAUCAUGAAACGAGCUACAAUAACAAAGACAACUUUAACCUGCCCGUGCUUACGUCCAUGCUUCGUCUAGGACGCAAGUACCAACUGGACGUCAUCUAUAAAGCUGCCGUUUCUCGCCUGAAAGCUGUUGUGCCGACGACCUUCCAGGAACUGACGAAGAACACAUCAAACCCUCAUGCUCUCCUGAAGGCGGAUGACAAUUUAUUCAACCUUCUAUCUGUAGUCUUAGAACUCGGAAUUCAAAGGUUCAUGCCUAUGCUAUUCUAUUAUUGCAUAAGCGAGUUUAGUUUGGAACAAAUUCUUAAACAGCAUUCCGGGCCAAAUUCUAAACUGCCAUAUGACUGCAUUGUAAAGUUGGUCCUUGGAAGGGAAAGCCUCAUCUCAUCCAUCAACAACAACCACCUUUCGUGGGCUCUAGCCGCAGACAUUACAGCUGGUGGAAAGUGCAAAAGCAUGAGUAUGCAGUACUACGGAUCCUCAAACCCGUGCAAGCUCUUCAGAGCAAACGCUGCUACAGCCAUCGUUAUCAAAUCUGUCACCCCGGACGUUCGUCUUGCGCUGAUGCCUGGCGAUGCUGAUUACCUCCGAUUGUUUGAGGUAACGGACGGACAGGCAGCUAAUCGUAAUCAUCAAGCAAGGCCUUGUGAGGAAUGUGUAAAAGAAAUAUUCAGGCUUCAAAACGCGUAUCGGAGCCGGGUAUGGGACAACCUUCCGGCCUUCUUCCGGCUUCCGAAGUGGGAAUCCUUGGAGGCAUUGUAA